AUGUCAGCAUCGAACAGUAUUGAUCGAAAGAAGUUAACUAGAGCUAUUAAAUUAGCCAAGGUACACGAGAUUCAUCGAUUGACACGGAAGAUGAAACAAUUAAAAGCCAAAAAAGGUACCGAGGAACAACUGCAGAAGAAUCAACGUAAAGCCAAUAACUUAGUCAAUCACAUGGACAUCAUAAAAGAUUUUGAUCCAGACCAUGUUGUAACGGCAAUAUUAGAUGACGAUGUUGACAAACAAGACGUCUAUCGCCAAGGUAUGUUAUUUCACCUUGGUGUACUCUAUGUGAUUGCAAAGCAAGGAAUACAAUAUUUAGCUAUGAAGGGUUACAGUGGCGUAGAUAAGUCGCCGGCGAGGUAG
Messenger RNA from Trichoplax adhaerens, 363 nucleotides. RefSeq lists its product as uncharacterized. Gene Ontology annotation, biological process: maturation of SSU-rRNA. The transcript is spliced from 4 exons. Lineage: Eukaryota; Metazoa; Placozoa; Uniplacotomia; Trichoplacea; Trichoplacidae. Bases 1 to 363 code for a protein of 120 amino acids. The record is from RefSeq and is a predicted model, not a curated record. Gene Ontology annotation, cellular component: 90S preribosome; nucleus.